GAUUCAUAAAAAUUUUAUGAAUAAAAAAAAAAAAUUAUUAGCUUGAGCUAAUAAAAUCAUUAGAGUAUUUAUAAAUAAAUAUAAAUAAAAAUAAAAAAAUUAAUAUCAAUUAAUAAAUGAAUAUAUCUAAAAAAAAUUUAAGUGUUGAAUUUUUUUUAUUAUUAAAUUAGAAAAAUAAAUAAAUAAGGUCACUGGAAUUUCGUCAUUAAGAAAUAUAAAAAAAUAGAAUAAUAUAAGAUUUCAAGGACACACAAUACAUACAUAUAUAUGUAAAUGUGUAAAUGUGUAAUUAUAUUUACAUAUGGAUCUCAGAGGCGAUGAUUUGAGUCAAUUUGUACAACUUCAGAGUUCAGUUGUAAUUUGUUUCUACAAAGAGCAGUAAUACACACAAAAUUUGUAUAAUUAAAUUAUUUAAAUAAUUUAAUAAUCAUCAUAUCAACAUGAGAUUAUUAUUUUCUAUAAUUUUAAUAAUAAAUUUAUUAUGUGUUAUUGAAUCUCAAACUUCAUCUGAGAUAAAAAAUGACCCUGAAAUAGUAAAUAAUCAACAGACUAAUACUAGUUCAACACCAUCAACUAAAAAAAAAUCAGGAUCUCAUAUGAGUAUUUUUCCAGGUACCAAGUGGUGUGGCAAAGGAAAUAUAGCCAAAGAUGAGAAUGAUCGUGGUAGUUAUAAAGCAGAUGAAUGUUGUUAUGCUCAUGACAGAUGUCCAGUUAAAAUUAAAGGAAAAACAACAAAUUAUGGAAUUCACAAUAAUAAAUCAACCUCAAUAUUAAGCUGUAAAUGUGAUCGUGAAUUUUAUGAUUGUCUCAAGGGUGUACAUACAACAUCUAGUAAAACAAUUGGAAUACUUUAUUUUGAUAUAUUUAAAAAUGAUUGUCUUGAGGAAUAUCCAGAAGGAAGUGGACAAUAUAUUAUUCAAUCAAAUACAACAAGAUAUUCACAAAAUCGCUUUGUCAAAUUAUUAUCCAAGCUAAGAUCAUAAAUUUGUCAUAACAUAAACAUUAAAAUUAUUAUUAAAUAAAUGAAUAAAUAAAUCUA
Molecule: messenger RNA, 1039 nt
Organism: Aphidius gifuensis
Lineage: Eukaryota; Metazoa; Arthropoda; Insecta; Hymenoptera; Braconidae
Product: phospholipase A2-like
Exons: 3
Coding region: 441-983 (180 amino acids)
Biological process (GO): arachidonate secretion; phospholipid metabolic process
Source: RefSeq, a predicted model, not a curated record